ACGACCGCCGGGCCACCGGCGCCGGUGCCAGUGCCCGGGUGGCAGGAGCUGCUCGCCUCGCCGGACGCCGACAGCCUGCUCAACGCCCUCUCCGGCUAUGCCUUGACCGAGCCGCAGCAGGCGGGCUCGCCGCUGGCCGUCGGCCUCCCCAACCUGGAGAAGCUCGCCUCGCGCGACAUGCAAAGCUCGAAGAGGUUCCUCGAUGCCGCCGGCCUGCGCGAGGCUGCCCGCGAGGCCGGCCUGUCCAACCCCGAGAUCAAGGUCUGGGUCUGGCUCAUCAUUUACGCCGCGCCGAUUCCCGACCCGCCGCCGCGGCCGGAGCGGGCGCAGCUCCUUGGCGACGUGCGCCGCGCCGUCCUCGCGCUCGUCGUGGCCCUCCGCGCCGGGGCGGUCGCGCCACCGGCCGACGCGAAUGGCGACCGGCCCGUGCCUCGCACGCUCCUGACGGUCGUCGCCUGGGCCAUGCGGGCGGCGCGCGAGCGAGAGCCGCCGCCCAGCGCGCCGCCCUCGCCGCCUGCCUGCGAGGCGGACGCCGGCGCUCGGCGACAAGGCGCCGCGGAGGAGACGACCCGAGCCUAG
Molecule: messenger RNA, 579 nt
Organism: Emiliania huxleyi CCMP1516
Lineage: Eukaryota; Haptophyta; Isochrysidales; Noelaerhabdaceae
Exons: 2
Source: RefSeq, a predicted model, not a curated record